GCUAGCUGAACCGGUGAUUCUGGGCUCCUGGGUGCUUUGGCAAAGACGGGACAAAUUGCCCCUCUGCUUCUUGCAUGUUGCAAUCUGCCGGCUCUGCGCUUGAGCGUUACGCAUCCAUUAUGAUGUAUAUUUAACAUGGUGCACCUGCUUGUUUCCUUCUGGUUUGGACUUGUCCGGCAUUCACCAAGCAAACCCAAGAGCACCGUCCAUGCCAUACAUGCAACGAUAUUGCAUUUCUUGAUAAGAUUAUCACCGCAAAUUGCAGUGGACCUCCUUGCUAAGACUUAAAGAGCAAACCUACUGGGUACUUUCGACCCUAAGCCUGCUCAACCAGCAGUUUCCGAUCUUUGAUACUACAGCUGGCUCUGUAAGGCAUAAUAAAGAAAUGUGUUAAGGUAGUUUCGCAAGAUCGGCCCGGAUUUGAGGCCGAUAGCAAAGCUGGGUUGGCCCUCAGCCGUUUCCCAACGUCGUCGGCGUCGUCGCUUAGGCUUCAUCCAUAGGAUCAUUGCAGCUUUCAGGCUACUGGAUCUGGUGUCGUCUCCACAAGGAAGGCUUUCGGGCGGCGGCGUUGAGCGGGCAUUGAGCCCGCUGUGGGAAUGAUGAGCUCGGUGCUGCAAAGCAUCUCUUCAUCCUCAUGCUCUUGUCCAGCAUCCUCCAUAAGCACAGCCUGCGCGGGCGUACGUCAACGACGACCAGCAUUCCGCAUUCAUGACCCACACACCUACCCCGCAGCCUCGCUAUGGCGCGCAGCCGCACCCCAUCAACCCCUUUCCGGCUGGCUCCCACAACCCGGGAUAUGCCGUCAACGACUGAGCAGCUGCACCCCCGGCAGCUCCCGCUCCCCAAUCCAUCCCCCAUCAGAACCCCGCUCCCACAAGCACCACCCUCCGGCCCCAGCCGCAUCCUCAGCACAGGGCUCAGUCCCCGCUGCCAGCAGCCGCCUCGCGCUGCGCCCCGGCAGGUGCGGCCCCGCUGCUCGCUGCCGCGCUGUCUUCACGCCGGUGGGCUCGGAGGCCGCUGACAUGCGGGUCACGGACGGCGGCCCGGGGCUGGGAGCAGCAGCAGCAGCGGGAGCAGGCGGGCCGGGGCCUUCGUUUCAGGAUGCUGCCGUGGGGGAGCAGCAGGAGCAGCAGCGGCAGGAGGAGGCGGCGUCUGAGGAGCAAGCGGAAGAGCAGCUUCAACACGGCCAAUCAGUAGCAGGGGCAGCAUCCGCGGGCAGCAGUACGAACGGCUCCGGCUCAGCAGCGGCCGCAACCGCUGCGGCACCUGCAGCAGCCGCUGACGACGCAGCCGCCACCAGCGAAUCAGGGGAACCCGCCUCCUCCUUGUCGGACUCCUCCGCUUCGGACCCUUCCUCGGAACCCGUUCCCUUUACUCUGGACGGCCUCAGUGACGCCCAAAAAGCCGCCCUAGCUGAGGAGUGGGGCUACACCCGCCUGGGCGCUGACCUGCCGCCCGGCGCGCACCCCUCCGCCUUCUCCCGCAUGCUGCCCUCACGACUCUUCGACUUCUCCGCGCCGCGCGCCGUCGCCGCCGUCGCUCUCCCGCUCGCCGCCAUGGCUGUUGGCUACGGUUGGCUCUGGUACUGGCACUCCAUCUGCCCUCUCUGGCAGCAACUCAUCUGCGCUGUCCUCAUCGGAACCGCUUACACCGGCCUGUUCAAGGUAGCGCAUGAGUGCGCUCGCUUCAGUUUCCUGCCCCAGGCACCUGCGGUACAGGAGCUGCUGGGGUCGCUGCUGAUGCUGCCCUCCCUGUACUCCUUCCCCUGCUGGCGCCUGGGCUGGCUGCACCACCUGCUGCACCUGAACCAGCUGGGGGAGGAUGACAAGUACGGCUGGCACCCGCUGACGAAGGUUGACGUGGCUUCGGAGAUCCUGAAAACAGCGGUCGCAGCCUCACCCGCUGCGUCGUCGCAGGCUGCUGCUGCGGAUGCGGAUGCGGAGGGGGUGGUUUCGGAGGGCGAGGAGAAAGGCGGAAGCGGAAAAAGGCAACCCGGAGGGUCGUUCUGGGGUUCCAUCAGCUCAGCCGUAGCAACAGCGGUGGCGGGUGGUUAUGGCAGUUGGCGGUUGGCGUUUCACCUGCUGGUGUACGGCAGUCCGCUCAAGUUCCUGGUUGCCAGUAUAGGCCACUGGUGGCGGUCCUGGGAGGGUCUGGACCUGCGGCGCUUCCAUCCGGGCAGCCAGGUGGACAUGAUGGCGGGCUGGGCGCUGCCGCUGCUGUUCGCGGGGGUGGGCUUCCCAGCCAUGAUUGCGGCGGGGGGGCUGGCAGGUUUCUUCAGCUGCUACCUCGCCCCCUGGCUGGUCUUCCACGCCUGGCUCUCCACCCUCUCCCUCCUGCAGCACACCGCGCCGCACAUCCCCUUCCUGCCGCCCGACGCCGGCUACGACGCGGGUCGGGCCGCCAUCAGCGGCACCGUCACGCUGCGCCUGCCGCGCCCCCUGGAGCUGCUGCUCAAUGACGCCAACUAUGCGCUGCCCCAGAUCGUGGCGCCCGGACUGCCCUGCUACGCCGCCCGAGAGGCGUACGAGCACAUGCGGGAGCGGCUGCUGCCGUACCUCACGGAGGCCAGGAUGAACGUGAAGUUGCUGGUCAACCAUAUGACCAAGUGGCAGGUGUACGACGAGGAGGCCCAGACGUACCGCCCGCUGGACGAGGUGGUUGUGGAGGUGGACGCGGAUCUGGCGGCGGUGCUGCAGGAGGCGGCGGAGGAGGCGGCUGCGGAG
Messenger RNA from Astrephomene gubernaculifera, 2723 nucleotides. The record is from the annotation of a GenBank genome assembly. NCBI's taxonomy places the organism in Eukaryota, Viridiplantae, Chlorophyta, Chlorophyceae, Chlamydomonadales, Astrephomenaceae.